Macrosteles quadrilineatus (aster leafhopper) is the source of this 782-nucleotide messenger RNA. RefSeq lists its product as uncharacterized. The transcript has 6 exons. Lineage: Eukaryota; Metazoa; Arthropoda; Insecta; Hemiptera; Cicadellidae. The coding region runs from base 1 to 705 and encodes 234 amino acids. The record is from RefSeq and is a predicted model, not a curated record.
AUGGCAGACGCACAUGCCAAUAAGGUGCUGGCACUCCAGCACCUCAGAGUCGGCUGGGUCAACUGCAGGCUCAGACGGAGAGUGGAAGUUAAGAGGUUCAAGGGAACUGUUACAUUGAAAGGUUUAUGGAAGCUACUACACUGGAAGGUUCAAGGAAGCUACUACACUGGAAGGUUCAAGGAAGCUACUACACUGGAAGGUUCAAGGAAGCUACUACACUGGAAGGCAGUGAUAUCUCUUCGCUACGAUGAAUUCACACUUUACUGGGGUGGAAAUGAACGAGAAGUGUUGAAAAGGUUCACAGACAAAAACCCAGUUUUUAAAUUCUACAUCUUUGAUUGGCCUAAAUUCAUUAUCAAUAUAGAUCCACACAAGAAAACAUGCUUUGGAAUCGUAACCAGCAAGGAUUAUAUAUUGAACGUAACUGAGAAACUUGGGAUGCCUGAUUACUCACUGGUUUAUUUUCUUGGAUUGUGUCUGUUUGUAUAUGGUCGAGAUUACUUCAUGUUAGACAUUGAGUAUAUCUUUUUUGGGGCCUGGCUUAUUUUUAUCCCUCUCAUGCUCUACGUGUCACUCUCAUUGACGCCGGAUCCUCAUCAGGAUGAUAUGGGGAAUGCAUUCCUGAAGUUUCACCCCAUCUUCCUCUAUUGGCACAAACUUCUAUGGGACGACCUUUCUGAAUUUAUAAUAGAGUACUUGGAAUAGUGAUGAUGUUGUAUAGCACGCCAAACAGAUUAGCAAUGGCUGUCGUUUUAGCUUUUUUUGGAUUGUUAUGGGUAAUG